AGACAAGUACCGUAAACUGAUACAUUCGUUGGAUAGCCUUCGACAAGUCUGUGACGUCUUCUAUCUUUGGUUUGUGGCUCGGAAGAUCAGCGUAUAGAUAAAAGUACCGACGAAUUCGAUAAGAAGUUUUGAACAGAAGCAAAAUCGAAUCAAAACUUUUGAUAUUGAACACUCUUUUUUCCAACACACAUGUCCAUCAAUGAGCUCAAUUGAAAAUCGAAAUCUGAAAAAGUCAUUGAUAAAACAGCAUCAGCAACAUCAACGGAUCAUCAUUGCCGGUUGACAAGCUGUGCACCAGGCGAGAAAAAAACCUCAACACAGACCGAAUGUGUUGCUGCACAAGAUUACAUCGCCAUCAGAUUCAUCUUAUAAGCUAUGGAAUCGUAUCAUGCGGGCUUAUCACUACGGGUUUAGUCUUCACUGUUUUUGCAAUUUUCCAAAAGGAAUCUCAAAUCGGAAAGGUAUGGCUUGCUGGACCUACUACAAUGGUUGUUGGCCUGGUGUUAGCAGGGAAAGUUGUCAUAGAUUGGGGACCAGCAAUGCUACAUGCACGGGAAGGAUCCAUAGAUUCUAGGUUAUUUGAUCAGUUACAUCAACCAGCUCCGAGUAGGUAUCCCGAACCGUUACGGCCACAGACGGUUAAUCAAAUGCGGAUAGAACACGAACCAAAGUGUAAUGGUUCUGGGUCGUCACCUGCCAGUUUUGUACAGUAUAACAACAACAACGCGCAGUCUCCAAUAGGAUAUCGACCUCCAAUGCAGUUUAUUCACAGCCCCGUUUCUGAAAAUGGGAUUCCUAGAAUGGUGCACACAGGAGGAAGAUUACCACGGAGUUCAAUAGGUUGUAUACCACCAAGGCAAGCUGAAAGACCAUCUCCAGAGCAAUGCUUGAUAUACUCACAAUACAACGCAUCGUUGAAUAAAUUACCGAACCACGACGAUCGAUAUUACGCUCUACCUCGACAUAUGAACAAUCACAAAAACUCAUCAUCACCACGUCGGAGUCCCCGACCUUCAAUAUAUAACACUUAUUCAAACUACUCAUCGAACCCAUCUAACCAUUCUGGCCAUUCCAAUCAUUCUGGAAACUCUCAUUCCGGAGAACAAUCCAUAGCAUUAAGUGAUACGUGCGAGUGCACACAGUAUGGCUCAAUGCGAAGGUUCACCCCACCAGUCUCAAAUCCUUCAUGUGCAAUUGGGAACGAUACACCGUACCAGGGAGAAUCAUUUGUGCUCAACGAACGGAGUUAUUUAAUAUGAGCAAUUAAACUAUACUAAUAACGUCUUUUUUUCUAGAAAUCAUUUUUUAAUCAUAACUGCACAUUCAUUUUUUAUGUUUGUCUAACUAACUGGGUCAAGUAUAAAACACUUUGUUCUUUCAA
Messenger RNA from Caenorhabditis elegans, 1381 nucleotides. Its product is annotated as Transmembrane protein 196. The transcript is spliced from 7 exons. The record is from RefSeq and is marked reviewed. The coding region runs from base 327 to 1259 and encodes 310 amino acids. Lineage: Eukaryota; Metazoa; Nematoda; Chromadorea; Rhabditida; Rhabditidae.